Messenger RNA from Eruca vesicaria subsp. sativa (arugula), 1938 nucleotides. NCBI's taxonomy places the organism in Eukaryota, Viridiplantae, Streptophyta, Magnoliopsida, Brassicales, Brassicaceae. The record is from the annotation of a GenBank genome assembly.
GGAGGAGUCAAAUGAAGUCAUCGUUUCUUUUCUUGCUAUAAGUAAAACAUCUCUAACCUCUUCUCCAUUGUACUUUAACUAUGGCUUCCCCCAGAUUCUUCUCUCUCCUCUCCAUCGUCACAAUCUCUCUUCUCCUCACUACUACCCAUACUUCCUCCCGCUCUCUACAAACUCCACAUAAAACGACCGUACUCAACGUCGUUUCAUCUCUCCAACAAACACAACACAUCCUCUCCCUCCAUUCCUCACUCCCCACCACCACAACCACCAGACCCGAGUUCGAAUCCAAAUCAAUCCCACUUUUCCUCAACUCAUCCUCUCCACUCUCUCUCCAGCUCCACUCCCGAGACACCCUCCUCCCAUCAAACCACAAAGACUACAAAACCCUAGUACUGAGUCGACUCGCGCGUGACUCAUCCCGAGUCGCCGCAAUCGCCGCGAGAGUCCGAUUCUCCGUCGACAGAUCCGACUUCAAACCCGACGGCGAGACCCGAUACAACGCCGAGGAUCUAACGUCGCCCGUCGUCUCCGGAGCUAGCCAAGGAAGCGGCGAGUAUUUCUCGAGGAUCGGAGUCGGAACUCCGGCGAAGGAGAUGUACAUGGUGCUCGACACCGGGAGCGACGUGAACUGGAUCCAAUGCAAGCCUUGCUCCGACUGUUACGAACAAUCCGACCCGGUUUUCGACCCGGCUGCUUCUUCUACGUACAAGCCGCUAACUUGCGCGGCUCCACAGUGCGCUCUUUUAGAAGUCUCCACGUGUCGCUCGAGCAAAUGUCUUUAUCAAGUUAGUUACGGAGACGGAUCGUUUACCGUUGGAGAAUACGCGACCGAUACGGUGACGUUUGGUGACUCGGGUAAAGUGAACGACGUCGCUUUGGGGUGUGGGCAUGAUAACGAAGGUUUAUUCGUGGGAGCGGCCGGUUUACUCGGUUUAGGAGGUGGAGCUUUAUCGAUGCCUAAUCAGAUCAACGCGACGUCGUUUUCGUACUGCCUCGUCGAUCGCGACUCGGGGAACUCGUCGAGCCUCGAUUUCAACUCGGUCCGAAUCGGCGACGGAGACGCGACGGCGCCGAUUGUCCGUAACAGCAAGGUCAAGACUUUCUACUACCUCGGACUCAGCGGAUUCAGCGUCGGCGGCGAGAAAGUCUCGAUCCCGUCGUCGGUGUUCGAGGUCAACGACGCGACGGGAGAGGGAGGAGUGAUCAUGGACUGCGGAACCGCCGUGACUCGGCUUCAGACGGAGGCGUAUAACUCGCUCCGCGACGCGUUCGUUAGACUCGCGGCGGAUUUCAAGAACGCGACGUCGAGCAUCUCGCUGUUCGACACGUGUUAUGAUUUCUCGGAUAUGUCGUCGGUGAAGGUUCCGACGGUGGCGUUUCAUUUCACGGGAGGGAAGUCGAUCGAUUUGCCGGCGAAGAAUUACUUGAUACCGAUUGAUGAUGCGGGGACGUUUUGCUUCGCUUUUGCUCCGACGUCGUCUUCGUUGUCGAUUAUUGGGAACGUGCAGCAGCAAAGUACACGUAUCACUUACGAUCUAGCGAAUAAGCUUGUUGGGUUGUCACCGAAUCAAUGCUAAAUGUGAAAUGAUUGAGUAGUUUUACAUAUAUCAGUAAAACUUGGAGUGAGAAACAAAAUCUCAAGUGUGAAUUUUUCUUCUUCUUUUUUUUUUCUACUUAUAAAUUACUCAUAUGUUACCGACUAAUAAUAGAAUUAUUAUUAGAGUUAUGUUUACUUUGGAAUAUAUUUGUCUGAGCUGCAGGUUUUAGUUUUUGUUUGUAAGUUUUUGUGAGAAAGAGCCUUAUUGUAAGUUUGUAACUAAACAAGUCUUAAGAAAACUUUUUUUUGUGGCCCUGUCUUCUAUAUUAUAUAACUAUUGUCAAUCCCCCAAAGUCCCAACGGUAUGAAAUGAAAAAUCAAUGUUAACAGUAAAGGUUUUU